AUGGCCGAGGAUCAAGAGCAGACACAUCAGGAACAGCAACAGCAGAGGGGCCCUCCCCAGUAUGAGUACAAAGUACUGACUGACAUCCUGGAGGGCACCCUCCCAAUGGAGUGCAACCUCUAUGCAGUGCUCAUUGAAUGCAGCGUCCCACGGCCAACAAGACGAGUCGACUGGAUGUGCAACGCAAGACUGGUGGAUCCAAGCACGCUGGGUCACCCGUACCUGCAGGAAGGGGUCGAGGUGCUCAUUUUUGGUCCCCCACAGCUGCUGCCAAAUCCAGACUGCGUUGGGGACAUCAUUCGCAUCCACCGACUGACGGUGCAGGAAUACAAGGAGAGACCACAGCUUGUGGCCACAAUCGGCCCCAAGAAGAGGUGCCAAAUCUGCGUGUUCAGAGGCGGAGAAGUCGAGGGGGAGCCGAUUAUGCCAUACCGGGCGUCCACCCAGGGGUUCACAAUGGGAGACCGAGAGGAGAAUCUUGUGAAGCUGCUGCGAAAUGCGAUGAGCCUGAUCAACAACCCCUCUGGGAAUGCAGCCCCCUCCAAGUACCUGAGGAGGAUCAACGAGCUCGACCCUCGUGACAUGUUCACAGAGGCUGCAGAUGGCUCCCUGGCACGCAACACCUUCUUUGACAUCUGCUGCCAGGUGCUGCAUGUGCAAGGUGAGGGGAAUCGGCGAAUCAUGGUAGACACGCGGCAUGACUUUGCAGAGGACCAGAACGUGACCCUGGAUGAGGACACGGAGCUCCUUCACUACAACACAGUGUACCUGCCUCUCCAGGGGUGUGAGGAUGCCCCGCGGCUGGGGACUGCAAUGCCGGUGCGCAUGUAUGGGCUGGAGGGGCUGCCGCAGGAAGUGCCCCUGCCGCAGCCGGGCGCCUGGGUCAAACUGCGCAACGUCGCCGCCUGCAUCAUCAACGGCCAGCUGCAGGGGUUGUUCCGCAAGAGCAGCAAGUGGUGCCCUUGGGUGCCGUCACCUGAUGCACUGCAGAUCUUGGACAGGAGGGAAGCCGAGGGCAGGAUCCAAGAGUGGGCCCCUGACAGGCGUGAGCUAGUGGCCAGCUCGUCCCAUCCCAAUGUCCCCUUUGAGACUCUGCGCCAGGUGCAUCAGGCUGGAGGUCAAGGAGACUGGGCCUACACGUUCCACCUGAUUCUCCAGGACGCCACUGGCGAACUUGACGCGCUCAUAUUUUCUGAUAACGGGACCGUACUUUUUGGGGGGAUCCAUGCUGAAGACCUCAGCACAAAUGAAGCUCGGACAGAACAUAUAAAGAGCGCCUUGAUGGGCCUCUUCAGGUGGGCGUCUAUUAUGUCUGGCAUUUAUUGA
Molecule: messenger RNA, 1326 nt
Organism: Coccomyxa subellipsoidea C-169
Lineage: Eukaryota; Viridiplantae; Chlorophyta; Trebouxiophyceae; Coccomyxaceae
Exons: 11
Coding region: 1-1326 (441 amino acids)
Biological process (GO): telomere capping; regulation of telomere maintenance via telomerase
Cellular component (GO): nuclear telomere cap complex; chromosome, telomeric region
Molecular function (GO): G-rich strand telomeric DNA binding; telomerase inhibitor activity
Source: RefSeq, a predicted model, not a curated record